AUGGAUCACGAGAAGUUGGCUAGAAUGCAGGCGAGCGUGCGGAUCGGGUAUGUGCUUAGUUCCCCUCAUCUACACCGUCGAAAGCCCUCAACGCCCGGCCGCCGUGGAAAGGGUACUCCCCGCCGCAAGGUCAAGAAGGUCCACAAGACCUCCGGCGCCGACGACAAGAAGCUCCAGGCCACACUGAAGAAGAUGAACGUCCAGCCCAUCCAGGCCAUCGAGGAGGUCAACAUGUUCAAGGAGGACGGCAACGUCAUCCACUUCGCUGCUCCUAAGGUCCACGCCUCCGUCCCCUCCAACACCUUCGCCCUCUACGGCAACGGCGAAGAGAAGGAGCUCACCGAGCUCGUCCCCGGCAUCCUCAACCAGCUGGGCCCCGACAGCCUCGCCUCCCUCCGCAAGCUCGCCGAGUCCUACCAGAACAUGCAGAAGAACCAGGCCGGCGACAAGAAGGACGACGACGAGGACGACAUCCCCGACCUCGUCGAGGGCGAGAACUUUGACAAGUCCGUCGAAUAA
Messenger RNA from Aspergillus mulundensis, 519 nucleotides. Its product is annotated as nascent polypeptide-associated complex subunit family protein. The record is from RefSeq and is a predicted model, not a curated record. The transcript has 4 exons. Bases 1 to 519 code for a protein of 172 amino acids. Lineage: Eukaryota; Fungi; Ascomycota; Eurotiomycetes; Eurotiales; Aspergillaceae. Gene Ontology annotation, cellular component: nascent polypeptide-associated complex; cytosol.